Molecule: messenger RNA, 4220 nt
Organism: Varanus komodoensis (Komodo dragon)
Lineage: Eukaryota; Metazoa; Chordata; Lepidosauria; Squamata; Varanidae
Gene: PALM3
Product: paralemmin 3
Exons: 7
Coding region: 91-2883 (930 amino acids)
Biological process (GO): regulation of cell shape
Cellular component (GO): membrane
Source: RefSeq, a predicted model, not a curated record
UUUUCCAAGCAGCCGGAGUCUGCUGAGAAGCCCUGAGAAGAGUCAAGGCAAAAAAGAAAAGGAGGAGGCUCUCACCACAAAGGAGGGAAGAUGGCAGAGAGCUCCCUGUUUGCGCAGCGCCUGCACGCCAUUGCGGAGCGGCGCAGGCUGCAGGAGCGUAUCCUGGCCACCCGCCGGGAGCUGGAGGAGGAGAAGCUGCGAGCCCAGCGCCUCAAGAGGAAAUCCUUGCGGGAUCGGUGGCUGAUGGAAGGGAUGUCCGCACCCGCUGAUGACAGCAAUCACAUGUCUUCUGUCUGGGAGGCACAGGCUCGCAUCCAAGGAUUGGAAGAGGACCUGUCCAGCCUCCAGUCGCAAAUGCAGCAGCUGGAUGAGCCAGAGGUUCAGCCCGAGGAGUCUGAGAAGGCUUUGAAAGAAGUGGCACAGAGAUCCCUGGAUGGCACUGGGCAGGUUGAUGAGAUGUCUUCUUCUGCUCCAAGUGGUGGAUCCGGCAGAGAAUGCAGCCCCGAAAAGGCCAAAGUCGAAGUGAGUCCUGUGGCUGUAGAAGCUGGGGAUACGGAGUCUCAUCAGGGGAGGCCAGAGGCUGCUCCUGCAGUGAAGCCCUCCUGCCAGAGCUCGGAGCCUAGUGAAGCCCCUGCUGGCCACCAGAGGAAGUUAGCAAUGGAGGAGAUGGUCAUCAGGGACCACUUGGGCCAGGAAGUGGGCAGCAUGGAUGCUGUUGGACAGAAACAAAGCUCCAUUGGGAAGCAGGAAGAACUGGAGGGCCACACUGACCUGGGGAAUGGAUGUAGCCUGGCCCCUCUUCACAGGGCUGUGUGUCAAGAGGAGAAUCCAAGAGCUGCAGAACGGCAACAGGACGGUGAACUUGGCAGCCGUGAUGGCCCAGAAGGGGAGUCCCCCACUUUCCAGGAGGAGUCAAGUUCCUCCAGGGCCCUGCAGGGAGAGACCAGUGGCCUCGAUUCCCCCAAGCAGAACUCAGACUGGGAGCUAGAGAUGGGCUCCCUGGCCAAGGAGGUGGCUGAGGUGGGAGUGGAGCAGAAGGAACUGCCAGAACAGGGAACCAAGGAGCAAGAACCUGCUCAAGGCCUGGCAGCUGGCGAUGACCCGAGGGCACAGGAGCAGGAGAGCCAAGCUGGGAAGCAGGGACCGCAGGAGCUGCCAGGAUCAGAGGUAGUUCUGCUGGGGAAAGGAGGAGACAGACAGGAGUUCUCGCAGGAUCGGCCCAAGCCGUCUUUUCCAGGUGAGAGCGCUCCUGUGCGAGCAGUGCCAGUUCCAAACUCUCUGGAUGACACCAUACAGCCCCUUCUGAGCUCGCUUACAUCAUCUCUGCCAGAGCAAUUUCCACUUGAGGCUCAGCACCCUUCUCCGCAAGAUGCUAAAGGGUCACUUCUAGGCCAGACCCCAUCAUCUUCUCAGAGCCUUGAGGGUUUGCCUCCAGAGCCAGUACUACCAUUGGUACCAAAUUCAUGUCCAUCCACACUUCUGGACCAGGGUCCUUCUUUGCAGGAAAGUCAGGAGCCUCUUCCAGCUCAGCCCCCAUCCUCAUGGCAGGAACCUCCUUCAGACCCAAAUCCACCCUCUCAACAGGACUAUCUAUCUUCCCUGGAACAGAAACCAUCUUCAUUACAGGGUGAGGCCACUUCCCUGCAAGAAGCUAAAUGUUUGUUGGACCAGAUCCCAUCUCCUGCAUGUGAUGCUAAUGGGAAGCUUCUGGACCAGAUCCCAGCCACUCCGCAAGAACAGAGUGCUUCUAUGCCAGUUGAGAACCUGUCAUCUCUUCCAGAUCCGUUAACAGCUCUUCCAGGGCAACAUCUUCCCUCUUUGUAUGAAACAGAGAGAUCCUGCCCAGUAUCAGCAGCUCUGCAGGGUCAGGAACUGGAGACAAAAGGAUCCGUUUCAGAGGUAGCCCUCUCAUUGACUAAUCAACCUUCUUCUCUGCCUGAUCACAUCACUGCCAUUCAAGAAGCUGAAGGGUUGUCCUUAGAAGAAAUUCCAGUAGCUCUGCAGGACCAAAUGCCAACAUCUUCAGAGACCCAGAACCUUUCUCUGCCAGAGACCAACAACUUUCUUUCAGGCCAAGGGUACCCUACAGAUGAAGCUAAACAAUCAGUUCCUGGGGACACUUCAGCAUCUGUGCCAGACCAGCCUCCGCUGGUUCUGCAGGAUCAGAAACCUGCAUCUCUGGAGGAUACAAGCUCUCCUUCUCUGCAAGAGGCAAGUGGAACUCUUCCAGGCCAGAUCAUGGUUUCGCCGCCAAAUCAGACCUUGCCCUGUCUGCCAGGAGAGAAAGGGCCACCUCACGACCAGUCCCAAGAGAUUCUGGCAGAGCAGUUGCCAACUCCUCUGAAGGGCCAGGAAAUGCCCCUUCCAGAAAAGCCAAUCCUCUCAACUCUUCUAGAAGAGACCCCAACGCUGACAGCCCAGGCCUUGUCCCCCGGUGAAGCCCAAAGCGCAGCACUGCAGGACGCCACAGCCCUGCCUGAUGUCCUGCCCUCCUCCAGCCAAGAUGCUGUCCAGCCCCUCCUGGACAAGGCUGCAACAGCAGGAGGUCAGGAGCUCAAAGAAGAUGGAGCUGUCAGCCAUGCCUCGACAGCAGCAACAAAAGAGGCAGGUGACGUCCUGGAAAAUCUUCAGGCUGAGCAGCAGCCUCUCCUGAACGAAGCUAAGGCCUCGGUCGCCCCUUUGGACAUUUCCGCAAAAGACCACGAGCCCAAUGCUGGGAUCGUCAAGUCCACAAGCCAGGAGGCGCCAACCUACACCAUCACCUCUGCCAACACUGCCUCCUCAUGCCAGCUCCAGCCUGCAGUGCCCCGCCAAGGGGAGAGCCCAGAGCAGGGGCAGAGCAGGCGCAAGCAGAAGUCGUGCCAGUGCUGCUCCGUCAUGUGAACCUGGGCUGCGCACCCAGCCGCAGUGCCCUCCCCUCAGGAACAGGAGCCCUCGAUCUGGCCCCGGCAGCAGGCUCGGAAAUUGGUCGUGUGCCCUGCCAGUAGUCUAGCGUAGGCAUCACUCUCACUCUCACACACACAUGCACGCACACACACUCCCUGGAGGGGCACAGGUGCUGGUUGUAGAGAUGAGCCUCUGGAGGAAUGGCUGAAAGACUAGAUUUUCCUCUUGGCUUAGUUCACAUGGCUCCCCUGCAGUUGCUGAAAGGGAGGGAAAUGCGAUGCCCUGGCUGUUGGAGAGGGACCCACCUGGCUUGGUGUAUGUGCAAUCACCCGCUGACCCAUGGACGGACGGAUGGACACACACACCCCCCACACACACACACGCCCUGCACUCACUCGCAGCUUAGGCCCCCAUUUCCCUGGGCAUACUGUCAUGCACUGCCUGGCCUUCACCACCCUUCCCUUCCAUUCUGUUUCACAUCUAUGCAUUCCAUCCAUUUUGGUGUGCUUGCCAUGUACACUGCACAUCUUGAAUGCACAUGCCCAUGCACAGGUGUUCUAAGAUGCAUACACAGGUACAGACAUUCAGACCGUCACCUAUUUGCUCUCACUGGCUUGCAGUGCAUUAAUCCACAUGUCGGGAAGAGCCCACUUUUUACGUGCCACUAUGCAAAUACUGGCUCCUGCAUACUUGUGUGUAACUUACAGGUCUGGACACAAAGCAUACCCAUAUGCAUGCAGUGACAUCUGCACUCUCCGCAUGUGCCUGAAUCCCUCUGCCAGCUUGGCACCAAAUCAGUCUGGGCACAUUCCAGCGCCGAGCAGUCUCUUCCUCCCCUCUGCACCGCCUCCUGCAUCCUCGCUGAGAUGGCCUUGUGCCACACGAUGGAUCUGGCAAGCAAUGCUCAACACGGUGUGGCACUUGGGCACAAGUGGACUCCCUGCCAGCAGGUGGCGCCCCACAGAGACUUGGAUCGUGGCCUUCCAGCUAAGCUCUCACAUGGUGCAGACGUUACACUCUCACUGGGCCGGACUGAGAGAAGAUCCCGCCAUUCCUGCCACGAGCCCUGGGCCUGUGUUCCGCCAGGGCACGAGGGCCCCCAGCCCCUCACCCUCCUCCCCUUUCCAUGAUGUUUAUUCUAUGCACUUUGUUUUAAUUCUGAUGGUAUAACCUCUGUUAGGGCCACCACCAAAGCCAGUAUGAGCCUUUUACAUGUCAGUUCCUGGGAAGUAGAGAAAGCAAGAAAGAGAAUGAGAGAUCUUCAAUUAAAGUCAGAUGCAAUGGCAAGCAGGACCUCUGGCUGUGCUUGGGGGUGAGAGAAUGAGUCUUGUGUU